GGGUUCCAGCCGACGUGUGGGUGCGUUCGUCAGUCGCUGUUUGGGACGCUGGGUGCGCGGUUGUCUUGUCUCUGAUCGGGUUUCGCUGUCACAGCCGGUCCCUUCCCGGAGCUCGGGAGAGGCUGGGCGCGCGCCCGUGUGUGUGUGUGUGUGAGCGGGACUUAGGGCAGAGCUGUCUACUCGUUGCCUUUUUUUUUUUUAUCUUUUCUCCAAAGAACGGGGCAGUUCGCACGCUUGCCAUCCUGUAGCCCAGUUGGGAGCGGGGUUGGUGUGCGGAGUGGUUCGUGUUUUUUAUUCUUUUUAACUUGUGAGCGUUUUUUUUUUUUCCUUUUUCUUUUUUUAGGCUCAGUGCCGUCCGGGCUGGUUUCCCCGGUCCCUGACUAACCGCUUUCUGCCCCUUCUCUCGCCACCCCCGCCCAAGGUCGCCCUUCCGCCUUCGCCCCUGGCCCGAGAGGGUGGGAAGCUUUGUCCCCGCCCUGCCCACUCGUGUGUCUCCGCUGCCGUAGCCGCACCUGCCUCAAUAUGAAUGGGGUCAACGACCCGCCUCUUUUUAUAAAAGACAUUAAGCCCGGACUGAAAAACUUAAAUGUCGUCUUUAUUGUCCUGGAGAUAGGACGCGUGACCAAAACCAAAGACGGCCAUGAAGUGAGAUCGUGCAAAGUAGCAGAUAAAACGGGCAGCAUCACUAUUUCCGUGUGGGAUGAGAUCGGAAGCCUUAUACAGCCAGGGGAUAUUAUUCGGUUGACCAGAGGGUAUGCAUCCAUGUGGAAAGGAUGUCUGACACUUUAUACUGGAAGAGGUGGUGAACUUCAAAAAAUUGGGGAUCUAGGUACGGUGCAGGCAGCCGCAAUGCGAGCUUCCGUACACUACCACCCUGGUAAUGAUCUCCACCCUGACCUGGAGGAACCAUCCUCUCUAGGGGUGUAAAGAUUUUGUAUGGUUUAUUCAGAAGUGCCAAAUUUCAGCGAACCCAACCCAGAUUAUCGAGG
Propithecus coquereli (Coquerel's sifaka) is the source of this 989-nucleotide messenger RNA. RefSeq names its product nucleic acid binding protein 1 (gene NABP1). Lineage: Eukaryota; Metazoa; Chordata; Mammalia; Primates; Indriidae. Gene Ontology annotation, molecular function: DNA binding. Bases 523 to 927 code for a protein of 134 amino acids. Gene Ontology annotation, biological process: mitotic cell cycle checkpoint signaling; response to ionizing radiation; double-strand break repair via homologous recombination. Gene Ontology annotation, cellular component: SOSS complex. The transcript is spliced from 5 exons. The record is from RefSeq and is a predicted model, not a curated record.